AUGAAUGUUUUAUAUCAAAGCAUAGUGAUCCUCUUCUGGGUAGAGCAAGGAUUGGCAUUAUUUCCAGAUUGUACUAAUGGCCCAAUGAAGAACAAUGCCAUUUGUGAUACAUCAGCCUCACCUAGCGAUAGAGCACGCGCUCUAGUAGCUGCAUAUACACUCGAGGAGAAGAUCAAUGCUACCGGAAGUGCUGCGCCAGGAGUUCCACGCCUUGGAAUACCACCAUACGAAUGGUGGUCUGAAGGUCUUCAUGGCAUCGCUGGUCCAUUCACCAACUUCUCUGAUGAAGAUGAUUAUAGCUACUCAAUGUCAUUCCCCCAGCCUAUCACCAUGGGUGCAGCAUUUGAUAAUCAGCUUAUCACGGAUGUUGCGACUGUGAUUUCGACUGAAGCUCGUGCAUUCAAUAAUGCGAAUCGAACUGGACUGGACUUUUGGACCCCGAAUAUCAACCCAUUCAAAGAUCCACGGUGGGGGUGGGGACAAGAAACGCCCGGGGAGGACCCAUUUCAUCUGUCAUCCUACGUUCACGCUUUGAUUACCAGCCUGCAAGGUUCUGCUUCUGACCCUUACAAGCGUGUCGUAGCUACCUGCAAGCACUAUGCCGGUUACGAUGUUGAGAGCUGGAAUGGUAAUUACCGGUACCAAUUCAACGCCCAGAUAUCCCAGCAAGACCUAGUCGAAUACUAUCCGCCACCAUUCCAGAGCUGUGUACGUGACUCUAAUGUCGGCGCUUUCGUGUGUUCAUACAGUGCUGUAAAUGGCGUCCCGACUUGCGCAGAUCCAUAUCCUCUCCAGACUAUACUACGAGAGCACUGGGGCUGGACAAAUGAGGAGCAAUGGGUGACUAGCGAUUGCGAUGCUGUUCAAAAUGUCUACCUACCCCAUCAGUGGGCCUCGAGUCGCGAGGAAGCUGCUGCUGAUGCGCUUAUUGCCGGGACAGACAUCAAUUGUGGCACAUACAUGCCAAACCAUCUUCCUGGGGCCUUCUCACAAGAUCUUGUCAAUGAGACUGUUCUCGACCAAGCUCUCGUCCGUCAAUAUUCUUCCCUCGUACGCCUCAGAUACUUCGAUCCACCCGAGAAUCAGCCUUACCGCCAGCUUGAUUUCAGUGACGUAGCGACUAAUGCUUCACAAAAGCUAGCGUACAGAGCUGCUGUUGAGGGCAUUGUGCUUCUAAAGAACGAUGACUUACUCCCUCUAUCGCUCGACUCGUCCUCUUCCCUCGGCCUCUUUGGCGACUGGGCAAACGCAACCAUGCAACUCCUCGGCAACUACUACGGCGUUGCGACGUACAUGCACAGUCCUGGUAGUCAGGGUGACCCAACCACCAACUCGUGGCUUUCUGUCUGGCCUGCUGCAGCUGCCAGUGAUUUCAUUAUUUACAUUGGUGGAAUAGACAACAGCGUCGAAUCUGAAGGUAUGGAUAGAGUUUCUUUGGCUUGGACGGGCGCUCAAUUAGAUGUGAUCGGCCAGCUCGCUAGUCUUGGAAAGCCCACGAUCAUAGUGCAGAUGGGUGGCGGGCAGAUCGAUUCUUCACCUAUUAUCAACAACCCCAAUAUAUCUGCCUUACUUUGGGCAGGUUAUCCAGGCCAAGACGGCGGCGUCGCAAUAAUGGAUAUUAUCGCUGGGAAGGCCGCACCCGCUGGCCGACUCCCGUUGACACAAUACCAAGCAUCUUACAUAAACGAAGUCUCCAUGACGGACAUGUCGCUCCGUCCUGGGCCAAAAAAUCCCGGUAGAACGUAUAAGUGGUAUAACGGGACCGCAAUCUUCGAAUACGGGUUUGGAAUGCACUACCCAAACUUCACUGCCGACGUCACCUCUCCACUCCAGCAAUCCUACGACAUAUCAAGUUUAAUGUCAGCAUGUAACAAAAGCAACAUCACAUACCCUGAUCGCUGUCCAUUCGCCUCCUCGCCCAUCCAAGUUGAAGUCACGAACACAGGAAAUACGACAUCGGACUAUGUUACACUCGCUUAUAUAUCUGGAUCUUUUGGACCGGAACCAUAUCCUAAUAAAGCACUCGUAGCAUAUCAACGCUUGUUUUCGAUAUCCGGAGGUUCGUCUAGCACGGCGAAUUUGAACCUAACGCUUGGGUCUUUGGCAAGAGUUGAUGAAAGUGGGAAUAUGGUGCUGUAUCCUGGGGAUUACACAAUUCUGAUUGAUAAUCAUCCCCUGGCGUCUGUUGACUUUACGUUGACAGGAGAGCAAGCGGUGUUAGAUAAGUGGCCGCAGCCGCCGGUGAAUAGGAUGGGGAAGGGAGUGAGUGGAUUUGAAGGGUAUUUUGUUGGGGGGUAUGGGAGCGAGCAGAGUCCUAUGCGGGCUGCAUGA
Messenger RNA from Lindgomyces ingoldianus, 2331 nucleotides. Its product is annotated as glycoside hydrolase. The transcript is spliced from 6 exons. Gene Ontology annotation, cellular component: plant-type cell wall. The coding region runs from base 1 to 2331 and encodes 776 amino acids. The record is from RefSeq and is a predicted model, not a curated record. Gene Ontology annotation, molecular function: xylan 1,4-beta-xylosidase activity; alpha-L-arabinofuranosidase activity. Lineage: Eukaryota; Fungi; Ascomycota; Dothideomycetes; Pleosporales; Lindgomycetaceae. Gene Ontology annotation, biological process: arabinan catabolic process; xylan catabolic process.